Molecule: messenger RNA, 3478 nt
Organism: Musca domestica (house fly)
Lineage: Eukaryota; Metazoa; Arthropoda; Insecta; Diptera; Muscidae
Exons: 4
Coding region: 207-2837 (876 amino acids)
Source: RefSeq, a predicted model, not a curated record
GCGAAAGAACAGCCUGAGUGGCUGGCUACUCUAUGUUCGUAUACUUCGUAGGGCAAACAAUCAAAAACGGCAGUUAGAGAUUGACGUCGAUCAUAGCACAACAUACAUUAUAGCGAUUCAUGCGGCGGGACACAAUUGCGCGAGCCUUUCGAAGCGCAAGAGAACAAGUUUGAAAUAAAAGUUUUGGAAAUUUUUCCAUUAAAAUCAUGCCAAAUUUCAAAUAUAAACCUUUAAAGUCAAGUGAAAAUGAAGAUAGCCUCCAGGCGACGACACAGUGCAGUGAUGAAGAUGCAGCUUCGGAACCCUUUCACGUACAUAUCUCAAUGAAAUUAUUGAUUUUUAUUUUUUUACUGACACAACUUGUAUAUGUCGCCUAUGAAAGUGAAUACUACAAAUUCUCCAGUGGCAAUCAGAACACUACAUUGAAUGUGAAAAACGUUGGGGAUUAUAACGAACUUGAUACUAGUACAAUAAAAUUUCAACAACAUCCGGUUGUUGAAUUUGUUGGCAAUCUUUCGGAAGAUGCCAUCAACAAUAAAAAUAUUAAUAAUAAUUAUAAAAUAAUAACAAAUUUAUCUAUAAGUGGAAACAAUAGUAAAUAUUAUGAUUAUGACGAUAGUGAUGAAGAUGAUGGAUACAUUGGCACGAUGGGCAUGUCGACAUCAUCACAAUUAAAAAUAAAUAAUACGAAAACAACAGAUUUACUAAUUACCCUAAACAAUAAAACACUUGUGGUCACAACGCCAUUAAAUGGCAUUCGCUAUGAAUCAGCAGCAGAUGAUCCAAGGAGUACCCAGGCAUCUAGUACUACAAAAAGAAACGACUACACAGAACAUGGUGUAACUACAAUAUCUAAUUACUAUGGUACAACUUUAUGGAAGAAGAACAUCACAGAAAUUACCUCAACUACCUCAAAACCUAGGAGUACGACGAAAACAACAACCACAAUAAAAUCUGAAAAAUUGCUGACACCACACAACAGCACUGAUGUGCAAACACAGCGUAAGUUUUACAUCAACACUUCUAGAUGCCACAUGCCAUACGUUGACCCAUUUACACCGGCAAUUAAGAAACUGUUCAGACCCAGCCUCAAGACGGGUUGUACCAAAGACGAACCCAUCAUCAGUGUUAAAUUCGAUAACAAAAACAAGGUAUACAAAUUGCAAACAAAUUAUACAGUGGCACAAAAAUUUAUCAAAAAAGCUACUGUCGAAACUAUUGUCGACGACUUGCGUUGCUGUUAUCGGCAAAUAGAGCGCAGCGGAAGUGGCAGCAGCGCUGAUUCGAAAUACAAAUUAUUGCCCUGUACACUGUUCCAUCAGAACUUUACUGUGCCGAAACAUGUCAACGGCAUUAUUGUGGACUGUUCAUCGAAAUCUUUGAAUAAAGUGAUACAACAGGAUGCCUUCACAUUUAUACAAGUCAAUAAGAAUAGGACAGAGACAUUCUCAAAAAAAGAUGCACCAAAAGUGGGAAUAAUUAUGUUUGGCAUUGACAGUUUGUCAAGGAUGAAUUUUCGUCGUACGAUGCCAAAGACAUUCAAAUACCUGGUGGAUAAGGGAUGGUAUGAAUUGAAAGGAUAUAACAAGGUUGCGGACAACACCUAUCCCAAUUUGAUGCCCGUCCUCGUUGGCUAUGCCAAUGGAAAUGCCAUCGAAUUGUGUAAGCCUAAAACUCCAGGUGGCCUAGAUAAUUGUACCUUUAUAUGGAACCACUUUCGUGAUUAUGGCUUUCCCACAGGCUAUGCCGAGGAUACGUCCUCAAUUAGUACAUUUAAUUAUUUAAAAAAAGGAUUCAUGAAACCACCCACCGAUCAUUACUUUCGACCCACUGGCAUGGCCAUAGAAAAAAACAUGAAAAUCGUGCGGAAAGCUGCUGAAAAUUAUUGCAUUGGACGUCGCCAAUAUGGGGAGUAUAUUUACGAUUUUGGUGUGGAAUUUGCCAAGCGUUAUCGCAAUCAAACACAUUUUGGAUUAUUCUGGACCAAUUCCUUUUCACACAAUUCCUAUGAUACGACGGCAUCAAUGGACAGUCGAAUGUUGGAGUAUUUCGAAGAGUUAGAACGGGAGGGUAUUAUGGAGACAUCCUUCGUGUUUUUCUUUAGCGAUCAUGGCAGGAGAUGGGGUCCAUUAUUAAAAUUACCGGAGGGCUUUUUGGAGGAACGUUUGCCAAUGUUUUUCAUAUCAACACCGAAAUGGUUUAAGGAACGGUAUCCGGAGUUGUCAAGGAAUCUGGAGGUGAAUCAAAGACGUUUGUCGUCGAAUUUCGAUGUGCAUAUGACGCUACAACAUUUGUUGGAGUUGGCCACAUUGAAUGAGUAUAAAUCCAUAGAGACUUUAGAUUGUACCAGCGCACAAUCCUUGUUUUACGAAAUACCCGAGGAAAGGGAUUGCCAUGCGGCUUGUGUACCGGAAACGUGGUGUACUUGUUUGCCCUACAUCACCCAGCCGACCACGGAUGCGUUGGUCAAAAAUGUAACGUCUUUGAUAUUGGCGGAGAUGAAUAAGUGGUUGGUGGCUAGAAAUCUAAGUUCACUGUGCAGUGAAUUAAGCCUUAAUGGCAUUUCCAGUGCCUUUUUGCGCGAUCAUGAUCCAGCAAUGUUGUCUUCGUCCUCAGCAUCACCUGACAUGGCAACAUAUCGCAUUGAAUUCACUACCAAACCGAAAACAUCGCCAACUACACAAUUUAGUGCCACCGUGGAUUACGAUAUUAAGAAUAGACGCAUAAGCCUCAAUGUGGAGGAUAUAGGCCGACACAGCAAGUACGAGAAGACGGCGAAAUGUGUCGACGAUAAACAGGCAAAAAAAUAUUGCAUCUGCAAAAACUCAUUGACCUAAUGGCAGAAACGAUAAACAAAAAGUUGGUUGUUAAGCUGGCUUAUAGAAGAGUGGAAAUCUCGGGGGAACAAGGAAAUUCAUCUGAGAUUUCUUAUCACCAAACAGGAAUAUGAUCACAGGACAGAUCCCCAAACAACGACAGCCGCAGCCAACCACAAAUCUUUAAUUUACCCACUUAUGUUUAAUUGUUCUGCAGCAAAGAAGCAAUAAAGGAAUGAGUUCUAGUUCCGGUGGUUAAAUCGACCACUACAUCCACCACCACUACUACCGACAUCAUCAUCAUCAUCAUUGCCACACUAUCGAUGACCAAUCUGUGAUAAAUAAUUGAGUGUGUGUUGCACAGCACAUUCCAUAUCAGCUGGCUGGUCGAACUAGCCAGCCAGCCAAACGCUUGCCUGGCUAUCUUCUCAAGUACCUAACAAGGUUUUGCGAUCAUUGCCACCACCGAGUACUGUAAUCCCCUUAGAAACCUCUCAAUAAAUAGUUUAGUAAAUAGUUUUAGUUUCAAGUGUCAUUGUAAACUAAAGUUCCACUUAUGCGAUGCGCCGUUAUCGCUGAUCUAAAACCGCUGAUAAAUUACUGAAGAAGUAGAAUCAGUAAAAUAAAUAAAUGACAAAUAGUUGUUAACAAAUUACAACAAA